UGUUGCUCAAGAAAACAAGAAAUUAAUAAUAAAGACUUUAUUAACAUAAUUAAGUGUUUGGUAGCAAAGUUGUUUUAUAUAAUUUUGUAUUGUGUGUUUAAAAUUUUUUUUCGAAAACAAAAGAUUCAAGCAACAAACCUGUUGCUAAUAAGAUAAAAUGACUCAAUAAUUUUUUUUGAAGAACCACCACCGCUGCUCGACAUCAUUAGCCAUUUAAGGUGUUUUAUUUUGUUAACUGUAUACGAUAAGUUUCUAAUAAGACUACUGUUGCUGCUGCCCUGUAUUCGUCAACAAUGUCUGCAGAAAUUACCAAUUCCGUAACCUUGAGAUCUUUGUUGUUAUUUAUAUUAUCAUUUACAACGUUCACGGAAGCAGUUUAUGUUUAUGGUGAACCAAAAUAUAAAUGUCCAGCCAAACCCAAACUAAUCUAUCCCUGUCAGUGCCUUAAAGGUUCCGACAUAGGCAUCUAUGUAACAUGUGAUAACACCAAUUUGGCCACUUUAUCGGUGGCUAUGCUAAAUUUAGCUGCCCUACAGUUGCCUGUGGAACAUUUAACCAUUAAUAAGGGAAAUUUUGAACGCAUUUAUGGUCCCAUAUUUUCAAAGGUUAAAAUACGUUAUUUAACAAUAUUGGAUACACCACUAAUGACUCUAGAGGAUUAUGUAUUCUUUGGUGUGAAUAAAACAUUGGAACAAUUGGAAUUGAUACAUACAAAUUUGUCGCAAAUAACACCGUUAUCAUUUGGUAUACUGGGCAAUUUAGUUAAUUUACAAAUUGAUGGACACAAUUUCACCAACUUAGACAAAAAUCUAUUUGUGGAACAAUACAUCUCGGGUCGUGUUGAGGUGAUGCGCAUAACAAACGGGCCUUUAAAUGAUGUACCCAUAGAAGUUUUUCAGCCUUUGCGUAAAUUGAAAACUUUGGAUCUACAUGGCAAUGCUAUAGAAAACUUGAAACGUAAUCAAUUUAAAAAUCUACGUGAAUUGGAAGUUUUGGAUAUAAGUUUUAAUAAAAUCAAAAAACUAGAAGCUCAACAUAUUGCGGAUCUAACUAAAAUGGGCUGGUGUAAUGUAUCGCAUAAUGCUUUGACGGAAUUAUCACGUGGUACUUUUGCCCGUAACGCUGUAUUAAAAGUUUUGAAUCUAUCACACAAUAAGAUACAACGUCUAGAUGCCAAUAGUUUUAGAGGCAUGAGAUUUUUAAGACGCCUUUAUAUGAGCGACAAUCGUAUAUCAGAUGUGGGUCGUGGUACAUUUGGUUCAGUGGCUCGUAUUGGUACUAUUGAUUUGGCUCGUAAUGCCUUAAAGAAAAUUGAAUUUCAAAUGUUUUCUCAAUUGAACUAUAUUGAAAUUUUGGAUUUGGCGGAGAAUAAUAUAACCCUUAUAGAGAAAAACUCCUUUAAGGAUAUUUAUCAGGCCCUUAUAAAUAUAUCACAUAAUGGUUUGGAGACCAUACAACCUAAAGCUUUUGAAAAUUGUGUUAAUAUUACGACUUUGGAUUUAUCGUUUAAUAAAUUGAAAAACUUUUCGAAAAAUGUUUUCGAUGAGACCACUUUUGCCACUAAUUUCCAACUGAGUCAUAAUUUGCUCACCAGUUUGGCUCAGAUUCCUUUACAAAACAUGACUGGUUUAAAGGUGUUAAAUGCCUCGCAUAAUAAUAUCACCCAAAUACCCAAAAAUUCCUUUCCCAAACUUUAUGAACUGCACACUAUCGAUGUCAGUCACAAUAAUAUAUCCACUAUAUUUAAUGCCGUCUUUCAAAACUUAUUUUCCUUACGUUCCAUUGAUCUUUCCUAUAAUAGUCUAGAGGAAAUAAAAUCCUCCAUGUUUGGUACUCUGCCUACACUUUUGACUUUGAAUUUAAGUCAUAAUAAAUUAAAUAAUAUUAUACGUGGCGCCUUAGCCAAAUUGACUAGUUUAAGAUUUUUGAACUUAAAUCAUAAUUUCUUAACGAAAAUCUUUCAAAUUCCUAUAUCUUUAAAUGAAUUGUAUAUGAGUGAUAAUAGAAUUGAAUCUAUACCUCCGAAUACUUGGCCGGUGAUGAAUUCUUUGAUUUAUUUGGAUUUAAGUAAAAAUCGUUUGGGCGAUUCUCUGGAACAGCAAAGUUUUAAGGGCUUAUUGGUAUUGCAGAAAUUAUUGUUGCAAGAAAAUGGUAUUACCCGACCGCCAUUGGAGUGUUUGGCGAGCAUGUCGACAUUGCAGUAUUUGUAUUUGCAGAACAACAACAUUACAGUGUUGGAGAAGAAUGCUUUUGGCAAAUUGCCGGUAUUAUUUGAGUUAAAUUUGCAUGGAAAUGGUGUAAAAGAAAUCAACAAACGAUCAUUUGAGGGUCUCUUGCAGCUGCUAAAUUUGAAUUUGUCAUCCAAUGUUUUACACAACAUACCCACUGAAGCGUUCAUAGGUUUGCCCUCUUUGCGUAAAUUGGAUUUAUCUCAUAAUUUCAUAACAAAACUGGAUAAUAAAACCCAUGGUGUUCUCGAUGAUUUAUUAAGUUUGGAAGAUCUCAAUUUAAGUUACAACAAAAUAAGUUUUGUUACCAAAAAGACAUUCCCCGAAAAUCAAUAUAUACCCUAUAAUCUGAAAUAUUUAGAUUUGAGUUAUAACCAAAUGCCUGUCUUAACUUAUGACAUUACAUUUGGCACUAAGAAGCUGUUGAAAUUGAAUUUAUCCUAUAACAGCAUUAAUGAAUUGAGACGUGGGGUCUUGGGCAAUUUUACACGUUUGCAAUAUAUAGAUCUUUCCAAUAAUGAAUUGAGCAAUUUACAGUCUGAAGAUCAUACGUUUGAUUUGCCACAAAAUUUAACCACCAUUUUAUUAAAUAAUAAUCAUAUUUAUAAAUUAAAUUUCACCAAAUUCCUAAAGGAACCCAGAUUUGAAACUAUUGAUCUGAGAAAUAAUAGUUUAACCGAGUUUCCUUUGUCAUUAGUGUGGAAUGUUAAAAAUGGCACUGAGGUUAAAUUUGCCGGUAAUCCUUUGCAUUGUAAUUGUGCGGCCAGACCAUUAAAACAUUAUCUCAUGCAAUUGGCCACCUUGAAGGAAGAUUUUCGUGAUAUAGCCUGUGAUACACCGGUAUUUAAUAGGGAUCUUUAUUUACAAUAUGUAGAGGAUGAGACUUUACAAUGUACUACGGAUGAAGAAAGAGAAAUGUAUACCGGAUUGGAAUAUGAAAAACUAUCCGAUGUGCUGUUUAGAGAUAUUAUAGUCAAAAACAAUAAUGUUAGCAUACGUUGGUUUGUGGUAACCGCCCGUGAUGUAGCCGAUUUUCUAGUCUAUAUACGUGAUCCCGAUAAUAAUAUUUUGUAUCAAGAAGAUUUUGAUUAUAAUGUACGCAAGGCUGAAAUACCCACAUCGCUCUUUAAGACUCCUCAACCAAUUGACAAAGAAAUUUGUAUAAUUUCGAAAAAUAGUAAUGGUAUUACUGGCAAUUGGUUCCAUGCUCAAUGUGAAAAAUUACCCGCUAUUAAGGAGAAACGUAAAUUUUUCUUCUUUUCUACUUCAUCAUCAAGUUCCAGUUCGGCCAAACCUUCCAGUUUGUUGAAUAAUGUUAGUAAAAUGGUUGUGUUUUUGAAUAUAUUAUUGUUAACACUUAAAGUGUAUUUGUUGUAAGUUUGUGGAUAAAUGUUGUUCAGAUUAGUGGACAUUUUGUAAUAAUACUCGUAAUGAAAUUUUGUAACUGCCAUUAAGUACCUUUCAUUUUGUAUAUAAUUUAAUAAAGUUUUAUAUUUAAAAUUAAAUUUGUUAAUAUUU
Molecule: messenger RNA, 3746 nt
Organism: Lucilia sericata (common green bottle fly)
Lineage: Eukaryota; Metazoa; Arthropoda; Insecta; Diptera; Calliphoridae
Gene: conv
Product: toll-like receptor Tollo
Exons: 13
Coding region: 294-3605 (1103 amino acids)
Cellular component (GO): plasma membrane
Molecular function (GO): protein binding
Source: RefSeq, a predicted model, not a curated record